Molecule: messenger RNA, 1645 nt
Organism: Hibiscus syriacus
Lineage: Eukaryota; Viridiplantae; Streptophyta; Magnoliopsida; Malvales; Malvaceae
Product: endonuclease V-like
Exons: 7
Coding region: 187-717 (176 amino acids)
Biological process (GO): DNA repair
Cellular component (GO): cytoplasm; nucleolus
Molecular function (GO): single-stranded RNA binding; RNA endonuclease activity producing 5'-phosphomonoesters, hydrolytic mechanism
Source: RefSeq, a predicted model, not a curated record
UUCUCCUCCCGAAGCUUUUACAAUUUUUCUCGCGAUUUUUCUUUUAAAUUUCGAGGCAAUUUUUGAGGCGUGAAAAAUUAAAGCAUAAGAAGACAUUUCUAUUUUCCAUAAAGAAAUGGAAGAAACUGCUAAGAUCAGUAAGCAAUUCUGAUCUGAAGUUUUGAAUAACGGUAGUGGAGGUAGAAAAUGGAAGAGAUAAACGAGACAGAGGGAGCACGAGAAGGUCCCUGUUUGGCUGAAUCGGGCAAACGGACGGAGAUUCAAGAUACGUUGAAGAAGAGAGUCAUUACGGUGGAUGAUUUCCCAUGGAGAUUGCCCUCUCCACAGUCACAGACAGAGCAGCAGCAGCACCUCAAGUACGUAGGAGGAGUGGACGUCAGCUUCUCCAAGGAAGAUCCAUCUAUGGCAUGUGGGAGUUUGGUGGUUUUGGACCUCCUUAAUGAUCUACGCCUCGUUUAUCAGGAAUAUACCUGCGACAGAAUUGACAUUCCUUAUGUCCCAGGCUUCCUUGCCUUCCGUGAGGCUCCCAUUCUUGUACAUCUCUUGGAGAAGAUGAAAAAUGAUGCAAGUCCUUUCUAUCCUCAGGUACUUAUGGUGGAUGGUAAUGGAUUACUUCACCCUCGAGGUUUUGGUUUGGUCUCUCAUGUAGGUGUUAUUGCUGAUAUUCCGACCAUUGGUAUUGGAAAGAAUAUGAGUUUGCAUCUACUAUUGAUUUAAAUACUAUUAUAUCUUAUUCGUGAUUUUAAUGAACAAACAUUCAUAUAUACAAAUAAACAAUAUACAUAUGUCCACUGCCAAUAUAUUUUAUCCUUUUCAGCUGCAUCAUGUUGAUGGUCUUACUCAAUCUGGGGUAAGAAAACAGAGCCAAAGGCAUUAUUACUUUAAGGCAACUCAGGAUUCAUCUGGGGGGCGGCAAUGCGAUCAAAUCGAGGUUCACUAAAGCCUGUAUUUGUUUCAAUUGGUCAUAGAGUAUCACUUGAAACUGCAAUCAAUAUUGUAAAUAUGACAUUCAAAUUUCGUGUGCCGGAGCCCAUCAGGCAGACUAGACUUGCAUUCGCUAUGUAGGCUGAUAUAAGAUCAAGAGAGCAUCUUCGAAAUCUCAAAUUGAAAUGUCCAAGUGAUGCAAUUGCUAAAUGGUAGGUUAUUCUAUAAACUUGGUUUUCUUUUUCUUGCUUUUUCCUCAAUUACGAGAGCCUGCAGACUAAGGCUGUGCCGGCUUUUUCUGAAAUAGAUGUGAAGGUUCGUUCUAAAGUAUUUGGCUAAUGUGGAAAGCAUCUGGUAUCAGUACUGAGGGCAACACCGUUAAGCAUGAGUGACACUUCCUCUGCUGUACUACCGGCUUUUUGUUAUAUUUCCGUAGCAGUUUCAUGCGUCAAGAAUGGAGAAACCAUCACACUAUUGAUUUCAGAUGUAGCUGGCUGCCUGUCCUUGACCGCUAACAGCAUGCAAGAGGCGGUAACAGUCGGCAAUUUUUGAUUGUGUUUCCUUUCGAGACUGUUAUCGUGUUGUGGUUGAUGUUUAUCAAAUUGUUUGUAAAACAAAAACGGUCCAGAGUAUUGAAUGAUCCGGCUUUCAAAUGAAUUUAACCAGAUAAAGCUUAGUUUGUACUUUGACGUGCUACCCUAUGGAUACAGAGAUGCCAUAU